UGCGCAAUGGCAACCUUGGCAACGGGUAACUCCAAAAUGGAAGACGAGCAACAGGUGAACGCAGAUCCUGCUGCAAACGAUGAUCAGCAGGAAGAGACUAAUGCUGAACAAGAAUCAAGUAAUGAUGCUGCACAAGAAGACACAACAGAACAAGCUGCUGAUGAUAAUGCAGAAACAGCUGAAGUGAGUCAGGAGGAGGGUGGGGCAGAUCCCCCUGCAUCAGAUGAUGCCCCUCAGGAGACAGAGGGGACAGGGGAGCAGAAGGCAGAGCAAGAAGGGGACGGGGAGAAAUCAGAUGGGGUAGAUAAUGCGCCUGAGGAUGGUCAGGCCCCAGAAGCAGCUGCCAGCCAGGCUGCAGAAGACACCCAGCAAGUGACACAAGAAGAAGGUGAACAGAGCGCAACAGAGAAUGGUGAUGCCCCUGCUGCAGAAGGAGCAGCAGAGGGUGACACACCCCAGGAGACACAGGGUGAUGCAACCCAAGAGACACAGGGUGAUACAGCCCAAGAGACACAGGGCGAGGGACAGGUUGAGACACAGGGGGAGGCAUCCCAGGAGACAACGGAGGCAGAGCCCCCAUUAGCACCUUCCCAGACUCAAGAACCGCAAGCAGACACUGGGGAUGGGGCACAAAAGCCCCAGGAUGCACCGCCUCAGGAGCAAACAGAGGGUGGGGAGACGCAGGCUGAUGGGGGCGGGGCAGAGGGAGAGAAUGAAGAAGAGGAUGAGAAUCGUAUUCCAACAGAUUUCUAUUACAACUAUGAAGAACACAGCUCCAAGCCUGUUAUUGCUGAGGAUUCUGGUCUACCAGAUGACAUGCUCAAAUUAUUUCACUCAUUUGGAUAUGACUGCAAGAAGCUGUCCAAUUUGUACAUGCUGGAUGCUAACACAGUCCUGUUUGCGGCUGGUAACAUAGUCCAGAUCUUGAACCUUGUGACCAAAGAACAGCGAUAUGUCAGGACAACUAGUGGUGGUGGUGUUGGUGCCAUAACGGUACACCCAAGCCUCAAGUACUUUGUAGUCGCUGAAAAGGGGGAGAUGCCCAACAUCAUUGUCUACGAGUACCCUUCUCUCAAGCUCUACCGCAUCCUGAGGGGUGGGACCGAGAAGGGCUACGCCUUUGUGGACUUCAACCCUGCAGGAAAUCUCCUGGCCUCGGUGGGUUGCAGUCCUGACUUCAUGCUGACCCUGUGGGACUGGCAGCAGGAGAAAAUCCAGUUGAGAUCAAAGGCUUUCUCUCAGGAUAUCUUCAGGGUGACGUUCUCCCCGGAGAACGAGGGACAGCUGACGACCAGCGGCACGGGACACAUCAGAUUCUGGAAAAUGGCCAGCACCUUCACUGGACUCAAGCUGCAGGGAGAACUGGGCAAGUUUGGUCGUACAGAGAUCUCUGACAUCAGGGGCUAUGUGGAACUGCCCGAUGGCAAGGUGCUCUCUGGGACAGACUGGGGCAACAUGCUUCUCUGGGAUGGCGGUCUGAUCAAGGUUCAGAUUAGUCGUAAGGGCAAGAAGCCCUGUCAUGUGGGGCCGAUUGAACAGUUUGUCAUGGAUGAAGGGGAGCUCAUCACGAUUGGUGCUGAUGGAUUCAUCAGGGUAUGGGAUUUUGAAUCCAUUGACACAGCCGAUUCCAUGGAUGAGUCUGGUGUCUUUGAGAUGGAUCCAAUGAAUGAGCUCAAGGUCGGCAAUGAUGUCCAUCUCAUGUCCAUGGUCAAGUCUGUUGACCCUGAGGUACAGAGUCUAUGGUACGGUCAGGAUGCCAAUGGUGGGAUCUGGAAGCUUGACCUGUCAUUCUCUCACACCACCAAAGAUCCUGAGAAGCUCUUCUCUUACCAUGCAGGAGAGGUCACUGACAUAGCGACAUCACCAGUCUCCCAGCUCAUCGCGUCCACUGCACAUGAUGCAACCGUUCGUGUGUACGACAAUGUGUCCAAGAUGCCUCUGUGCCACUCCAAUUUCAACGCUGGAUCAACUGCCCUGCUAUGGUUGCCUCAAAUUAUUGACCCUAAGGGGGCAUCCGUCCUGGCCGGAUUUAGUGAUGGUGUAGUCAGAGUGUUGGUCAUCGCUAGACAGGACCAUCAAGACCAUCACAAGAAGGGCCAUCAUUCCCCUCAAGCUCAGCUGAUCCUCAAGCAGGCAUUCAAGCCUCACACCAAGGCAGUUACUGCUAUGGCUCUGGACAAUAAGGGAGAACUGCUUGCUUCUGGGGGAGCUGAUGGAACAGUGUUCUUCAUGUCUGUUAGUGAUACCUUCAACCCUGUAGGAUACAUUGAGGCCCCUGGACCAGUAGCACACCUUACAUGGGCUCCCGGCAACUUUGAGAAGAACACACUAUUGGUGUUCUGUAAUAAUGGUCAAGUGAUGGAGGUCACUGCCCCAGAGCCAGGUACCUACGACACCUCUAAGACCUUCAAUAUUACCGGUCUUGAGGUCAGAUCAUUCACCUUCAACAGCAUCAAGUCAAGACUCAGGAGAGAAGAGGAAGAGGAAAGGAAGAGAAUUGAAGAAGAGGAGAAACAGAAGGAGAAGGAGAGACAGCGACGUAUCCGCCGGGAACGAGGACUUGAAGAUGAGGAAGAGGAGGAGGAAGAAGAAGAAGAGAAAGAGGAUGAGGAACCAAAGCCAUUGUACAUCCCAGAAGAACCAAGUCCUAUUCUCUUUGGAAUGUAUGCUCCAAAUGAUCCAGAUACUUUCUGGGUUUCCAUGGGAGCUUUUGAUGCAGGAUAUCUGUAUGAAUGCAAGUUCUACAAUGAGGAGGAGAAGACUGCUUUGAUCAAAGACAGCCGAGAGAAUGCUAUCAAUGAAGCUAAGAGAGCUAUACCUGUCCCUGGGAGUGAUGAUAUCCCUAUAACAUGCAUCAACUUCAAUUCUGAAGGCACACAUGCUCUGAUGGGUAUGGAGGAUGGUGUCAUCCGCAUCCAGUCAGUCCUCCAGGAUGACACCGCCAAGAACUCAGAGAAACAACCUUUCACCUCCUCCCAGGCCGAUCUGAGCAAACUUGGCCCUUACUGGAUGCUCAACGUCCACGACAAUAACUACGGUCGCGUCAGCACCAUCAGGACCAGUUUUGAUGAUCAGUUUGUGGUGUCCAGUGGAGGUGACGGUAAUCUCUUCAUCUUUGAGAUGAUGAGUGAUGAGAAGAUUGAGGAGGCAAAGGCGGUGGCCAGAGCCAAGAUUCCUUCUGCCAGGAAAGAGGACGAGGAGCGUAGAGUGCUUGACAUUGAAACCAAGGAGCAUUACAGCAUUGAACUGGAGAAGCAGAAAGCCGAACAGGACAAGAGGAUGAAGAUUGCCGAAGAGAAGAAGCUUGAAGCAAGAAAGACGAUUGCCAAGCUUCGAAGACAGUUCAAGAAACUUCUCGAGAGAAAUCAUGAACUGCCUUCUCAUCUCCAGUUAGAGAGAAAGGAAUUUGAGAUGGAUCCUGGUAUAAGGCGAGAGCUUGAGAGACAGACAGCCGAGAAGAUUGAUCUGGUGAGGAAAGAACUUGCUUGGGAGGCUGACAAACAUCGCGUUGGGCUGGAGAAACUUAGAAAGAGAUUCACGGAUGAACUAGAGUGUGAGCGCAUCGUGGUGGUAGCAGUCAGGUCUUCCCAUCAGGUCGCUACCUAUCGGACAGCAGAGCUCAGCAAGGACUUCCUUCUGCAGAAAGAGGAGUGGAGUCGAAAGGCGACCAUGGUCUCAGAGAAAACCCUAUCCAGGGACCCGACAAGAGAUCAGCUGAUGCCUGGUUCAGCUAAGGUCAGUGAAACUGAAAUCGAUUCUGGGACUGUUCCUGGUACCCAGACCAAGAAGGCCACAGUGCUGACCGGUAGACUAGGUGAGAAGGUCAACAAAGCCCUUCAGAAGGCUGAAAAGGUCAAGCAGAAGAGAAUGGCCAGAGCUAAGCAGUGGAAUGAGCUGAAUAAGAGCAAGCCUCCUGAAGACUAUGAAGAUCCAGCUGAUGUCUUAGCCAUCAAGGAGGCUCAGGACCACAUGGGCGACUUCAAGCUGAAGACGGCCAAAGACUAUGUUGUCCCUGAACACCUUCGCAUGAAUGCUCUCAAGAAACGCAAUCAGCUUCUCACUCUAGAAGAAUUGAUCCACACCUAUAAGAUGCAGAUCAAUCGGCGGGUGAUCCGACUCAGGGACAAGAAGGUGUCUAUGAUCCAGGAGAUUAAGAAGAUCCUGGAGGAGCUAGACGAUAUCCAGUCCAGUCUCAAGGAUGAUCAGAAGAAACCGGUCCCAGAGCUACCAGUUCUCCACCCAUUUGAGGUCCCAGAAAAGAAGUAUGAAUACACCCGCGAUUCCUUGAUGAAAUUCCGAGAGGAGAUGAAGGCUAAGGAGCUAGCAAAGAUCACCGGGGGCGAGGGAGGAGGAUUCGGAGGGGGCUUUGGAGGCAUGGGAGGGGGUAACGCCCCAACCCAGAAAGCAGACACAAAAGGCCCUAACCCGAUGCGCAAGUCUGCCAUGUCCUACCGCAGUGGAACCAACCUGGUGACUCCUAUCCCCACCGACCCUUCCCUUCUCUCCCCACUGGAAUACCAGCUGAAGGAGGUCCAUUUGAUAGACAUGCUUUAUAGGCAAGAUCAGCUGUUGGGACGCGUCGAGGAGCUCGUUACCAACUUUGACGCCGAGCUUCGUCUCCUCCGUCAUGAGAAGUUCAACCAGGAUGUGGACCUCAAGAAUGCUGAUCUGAGGCGUGUGACUCUAUUUGAAGAGUUACAGCUCCUGAAGGAGUUUGAGAAACGAGAGAAUGUCCUAGCAGCCAAGGUGGAUGUGAAGAUCAAGGAACGCUCAGAUAUGCAGGCAAAGGUGGUUGAAUGCCAGUUGAAGCUAGAUUUAAAACGGAAAGACAUCGAGAAGCUGAGUGAGAAAGAGAAGGCCCUCUAUGCCACCUUCCAGUCAUCUCUAGGAGAGAAUAACAAAUUCCAGGAAUUUCUGACCAAAGUCUUUAAGAAGAAAAUCAAGAGGGCCAAGAAAAAAACCAAGACGGAAGGAGAGUCUGAUGAGGAGAGUGAUGAAAGCUCCGAUGAUGAGUCUGACUGGUCAAGCGAUGAUGACGAAUCAGGAGAAGAGCAGCUGGAUGAUUCAGUCUGUCCUCCUGGCUGUGAUCAGGCACUGUUUGAUAAUACCUGUGCUCUCCGUGAGAAGCGACUUGACAUUGAGGAGCUGAUGGCUGAGGAGAAGAAGACGGCCGAAGCUCUGAAGAAAGAGACUGAUGCCUUCACCAAGAAACAAAAGAUCAUUGAGAAUGGUCUUAAGACAGCAGAAGCUGACCUUGAACAGUUCCAGCUUGAAAAACAACAGAAGCUGAAUGAACUUGAUGUGAUAGUGACCCUAAGGCUUCACCAGGUUGAGCAUGUAGUCAACGGCUCUGUUCCCCAAGACCUUAGCCAGUGUCUAGUAUUCACCAACCAAGCCAUUAGAAGACUGCAGCAACGGAUCAGGGAAUUGAAGGAAGAGAAGAGUGCCCAGCGACGACAUUACAAGGAGCAUCGCCAAAAGCAUGUCCAGCUGAUCAAGGAUCGCAAGCUGAUGGAGGCCCGCAUCGAUGAGCUGGAGGAGAAGUCUAACGAUAUGAUGAGGCUCAAGUUUGGCCGCAUCGUCGACCUGGACAAGAUGGAGACGGUGGGCGUGAAUCGUAACGUGGAGGAACUCAAAGAGAAGAUCAGGAUCAAUGAGGGACAGAACGCCCAGGAGAUGCAGAAGUGGGAGAAAAAAAUCCUUGCCAAGAAGAAGCGCAUAACAGAGCUAACCAAGGAUAACACAGAGCGUCUCCGGCAGCUCACGUUCUUGGUAGGAGAGAAUACAGACCUAGAGAAAGAACUAGAUGCCCGCCAAACAAGUCUGACUGGGCAGAAAUCGGGCAAUGAAUUCCAGGGCAGCCGGAAAGCUGAUGUGGUAGAGAGGAAACGUUUGAUACAACUUGUACAGCUCCAAGCCCAAGAGAUUGAGGCGUUGAAGGAAGAGAUUGGUCUGCUUUCGAGGAAAGGGGGUCACAUCCUACCCCCUACCCAGCCUCCAGCUCCACAGACACCCCAUGGCGUAAGGUCAACGGUCAACAACUAGGAGAUACCGUACCCCCUACCCGGCCCUGCACACACCCCAUGGCGUAAUGUCAACGGUCAACAACUAGGUGAUAUCAUCUUUGUGCUUUGAAUCACUACUACACUGUAUUUACUCAAAGUAGUCACUUUCUCAUGAAAAGGACCCGUCAGAUGUUUUAUCUGACAAUGUUUGUUUCAUCCAACAGUUACCAUUAUCAGUCAGACAACAGGGGAACGUUUCAUUAAAAGACUGUCAUGGUCAUAUCUGACAAGUCCGUUUUUAUCCGAUAGUUACCAUAGUAACAGUACUUGUCAGCCAAUCAAAAUUCUGGAAAGUUGUCGGAUCGGACAUCUUGUCACACAAAAACAUUGAUGAAACGCUCCCCAGAGAAACGUUUGAUGAAAGGACUUGUCGGACGUUUUAUCAAACAAGUCCCGUUUUAUCUGCCAGUUACUAUAGUAAUGGACAAAAAAUAUUGAUGAAAUGCUCUUCCGUUUUUAUCAAAACCAGGGAAAGUCGUCCGAUCCGACAACCUGAAUGGUGAUUAAUGGCUCCCGAAGCUACAGUCACAAAUACCUUUACAAACACUAUACAUAUGAUUUCAUACCAUUUAUUGCAACAUGUAUGUAUAAAAAAAGUUUGUACGGUGUUCGUAAAGUUAUUAGUGACCGUAGCAGUACCAAGAGUUACAUGUACAUUCCCAAGUUUCCCAUGUUAGAAUGUCAGAAAGAUUGGGUAGUAUUCAUGAACUGAUAACAUUGUCCACCGUUUGUUCUCGAGGAUAUUACUACAUAUUACAAGAUGAUAUAAAUUAUCACCUGUUUCGUAACACAAAGACUAGUAAUAAUGGUCUUGCGUUUGUUUUUUUCAAGAUUUAUUGCACAUUGUGGUCAAUGCAAUCAAUCGUAAAAUAAAUGUUCAAUGAUUGUUGCAAUUAAGCUUUUUGCAGCAAAACCCUGGACAUUGUGAAAACCAACCUCUAGCUUUUCAUCUACUUUCUUACAUAUUAUUGCUUCUUAGUUUGGCUUGUUUCCAAUUUUCUAUACAAUAUUAAUGUUUUAGAAAAUAAUGUAUUAAAGAGUAUCUUUGGUGGCACUCAACCAUAACAGCAGAGCGGACUAGAGCCAGAGGGGCAUAAUGUAUUUAUUCGCUAGAUGAUGAUGCUAUUCCACUUUGAUAUAGGGCAUUGGGACAUGGUCUCUUUUUAAUAGCACUAUAGAGACAUAUCAUUACCUAUAAAUGAGUUUGGUCACAAGGUAAUAUGGUGCCUUGGAAUAAUUCCUACAAUUUAUCAAAAUCAAUUUGGAAUCACUUGUAAGGUAUUUUGAAAGAAAUUGAUAAACACAAAUAUUUUUGGUUGAUGCCACUCUUCUAAUAUGGUCAAACCAGGGUCAAUAAUUUCCAUUUUUUCCCUGCACCAUGUAUUCUUUACACAAAUAAUAUUGCAAGAAAUACAACAAUUUUAUAUUGACAAUUUAUAUAAUGUAAUUUAUUAUCAUAGUGACAUAAGUGUAUAAAGAUAUACAAAGAGAAUGUACAUACAAUAUUGCAGAAAAAUAUCACUAUUUACUUACACCAAUAUGCUAUUGUACUUCAAGUAUUCUUAUGCAAGAAAGAAAAUUCAUAGAAUGUAUCCAUUGUUCUCUCACUCUCUAUGCCUAUACUGCCUUAAAAUCUUCUCCAUUUUCAGAAACCUUGAAAUUUAUAGAUUGUUGAUAUUUAUCUACCAAAUUGUACAGACUCCGUCCAUACAGGAAAAUGAGAUUCUAUGCUAAAUAAAUCGUUCUUUCAUUCCAGAACAAA
Molecule: messenger RNA, 7827 nt
Organism: Lytechinus pictus (painted urchin)
Lineage: Eukaryota; Metazoa; Echinodermata; Echinoidea; Temnopleuroida; Toxopneustidae
Product: cilia- and flagella-associated protein 44-like
Exons: 35
Coding region: 7-6045 (2012 amino acids)
Molecular function (GO): protein binding
Source: RefSeq, a predicted model, not a curated record